Molecule: messenger RNA, 2335 nt
Organism: Copidosoma floridanum
Lineage: Eukaryota; Metazoa; Arthropoda; Insecta; Hymenoptera; Encyrtidae
Source: RefSeq, a predicted model, not a curated record
UGUACACGACCUCGACACGACCUAUCUCUUUUUGCGACGCAGAAGAGUCAAUGGACAUACACGUGGUUCAAUUGAUGGUGGAUUUUUUCGUGGGUUUUGUAACUUUCCAGUCGCGGUUUCGCAGUUUCCCGAUGAGUCUGUAACCGAACGUUUCGCACAUCCGAAAUCCAAAAAAGAAAACAAAAAAUGGUGGACAAAACGAACUCCGUGACAGCAACGGCAUCGAAGCAGUUCAAGGAUCGCCAAGACCAAAUUUUUCGGGGAAAAAAACACCCCGACCACUAUGACGAGCCACACGACAGUGACGCGGACAGCGGGUUUUCCAACGAUGACGAAAGCGACUGGAGCGAUUUCUCUGACCAUACGGAGUCCGAGAGCGAGGAAGUCCUAAGUCAGCGCAGGGAGAAGGACAUGGAGAGACUGGCCAGAUUUAUAGCCGAUAAUUUGGAGGAGGUGCCCAAGGAGCAAAGAAAAGCUUGGGUGCUGGAAAAAACCAAGGAGGUUUUCGACGAGACUUUGCCAGAGUCGCUCUUGGAUAUCACUGCGGCGAGGUUCUUCGAAGGGGACACGGGAAUAGACGUCAACGCGAGGCCACACUGGCUCGACAUGGACAAAUUGCGCAGAGGACAAAAGUUCGCCCUCGACCACCUGUCGUCCCUGGCUUACGCGGACGUGGUGUCGCUGUUUGCCCUGUACUCCUUUUACGAGGAUCUGAAAUCCAUCAUUGCCACCGGGCAGUCCAGCACCCCAUACGCGUCCUUCAAAAGGUUUCUGUCGACGUGCGCUCGGGUUCACAACUGGUACAAGUCCGACCCUUGGACCCCGGGCACCCCGGCCAACAAGGACAUAAAGGCAGUGCGCAACCUGCACAAGUUGGUGAGAAAGAGAAUGGCGUCCAUGUCGGCCGAAGAAUUCAAGGAGAGGUCGAGCAUAAAGGAGCCCUGGUGUGUGGCGCUGGCCACCUCCAGGCGAGAUCUGCAGUCGUCGUGUCCGGCUCCAAAAGUGGGAAAGUGCCCUUUUGCCUUUGUCAACAAGUACAAGACGUUGACCGGCCGGUUUUUGAGCCAAGGUGAAAUGGUGGGCACACAGUUUGGUUUCGUCGGUUUGAUCGUACUGAGGCCCGAGGUUUUUGGCAUACAUUACGCCACGGACGACGAUCUCGAGGGCUUUUUGCACCUGUGGAGGAGCAUAGGUUACCAACUCGGUCUGGACGACAAUUACAACUUUUGUCGAGGGAGUUUGGAAGACGUGAGGACUCGCAGCAGGGAAUUCCUCGAGUUCUGGGUUAAGCCGAAUUUAAGGUCAGUCACCCCCGAGUGGGAGCACAUGAUGAGGUGCGUGUUUCAAGGCGUCAAGUACUACUACCCGGGAGCUUCUUACGAGAUUGCUUUGUUGGAUUUUGCCGAAAUAAUCGGUAUCAAAAUGCCAGGGCUGUACCAAAGUAUCUCGUAUUCCUUGUGGAUCACGCGAUGCGUGAUGAGGCUCUACUUGAGUUACGGGCUGAGGUACGAUAUAUUCCGCGUGCGUUUUAACAAUUUCUUGGAGAUGAGGAUCGAAAGGGCCAUGAGAUUCGACGAAAAAAAGCACGAGGAACUGCAAAGGAGAUCGGCAGAGACGCUAAUGUCUUGCGCGACGAACAAACGAGAGUAAUCAUCGACAAACAAAUUAAGCCUAUUUGGAGCCACAAAAUGACAUACCACGAAUCGAUAGAGGUGGUUGAAAAAUGAUCUUGCAGUAAUUUAAUCGGAAAAUUUCUUGCCUUGUAAAACAGUAUCGAAAAUUGUAUUAGAGGAGCGUCAAACUUCUAUAUUAUUAUAGUCAUGAAAAUCUAAGACUCGUAUACUCAUACGGUGAGGUUAACAAAUGUUUGCUCUUAUGUAUGUGCAUACCCAGGACAUUAGCGCUAAAAUAAUAUUUAUAAAAGAACAAAAUUAUUUAUAUUAUACUAUAUCGAAAGUUCAAAUGUUACACAAAUUACGUGUGACUUUGUUGUCACCUACAAUAUUUUUCAUUGUGAUUGCAUGUAAAUUGACUAAUUUUAGUACCUUUUAGUACAAUACACAGUAUUCCUACAUAAGGCGACUCAUGACAAAAAUGUAGAUUAAGAUAAAUUAUUUUUGAGUAAACAAGUGUUACUCAUUACAUUAAUUUGACUAUUGUUUUUUUUUUUUUUUUAAUCAUUUUAUGUCUACAAAGUUCGAAUUUACACAAUCUGACACUUAUCUUUACUUCAAAUAUAACUCACUGCUAAUAUAUGUACAUUGUAUUAAUUAACAAAAAAUAAUAUCAAAAACUUUUCUAACUAUGUAAAAUUUUUUUGUGGCACCACUAGUAA